Molecule: messenger RNA, 1722 nt
Organism: Mugil cephalus (flathead mullet)
Lineage: Eukaryota; Metazoa; Chordata; Actinopteri; Mugiliformes; Mugilidae
Gene: cldn7b
Product: claudin 7b
Exons: 4
Coding region: 281-910 (209 amino acids)
Biological process (GO): cell adhesion; bicellular tight junction assembly
Cellular component (GO): plasma membrane; bicellular tight junction
Molecular function (GO): structural molecule activity
Source: RefSeq, a predicted model, not a curated record
CCCCUCCUCAGUCAAGGUGCGGCAGAGGAACAGGUGUGCAACAAGGACCCCAGAGACUUGAUAAAUUCAAACAGAACCACUGUCGGCUUGAAUAUCAACAGACAUCGGAGGAAUAUCCGCAUAGAUAAUAAAAGAGGAGCUCACUUUUGGAAAGCGAACUUUGUUUUAAGAAACUAUAUUGUAAGGUGAGCGGGGGACCCGUACCGUCGCAGCAGGUGGACGUCGUCUUUUGUUGAUUCGAAGUCAACUCGUCGAAGAAAAAGAAGGUCAAGAAAUAGAAAUGGCCAACUCGAGUCUUCAGAUCUUGGGCUUCGCCCUGGCUCUUUUGGGCGUCAUUGGACUGAUAAUUGGUACCAUUUUGCCCCAGUGGAAGAUGUCCGCUUAUGUCGGGGACAACAUCAUCACAGCGGUGGCCAUGUAUGAAGGACUGUGGAUGUCCUGUGCGUUCCAGAGCACAGGCCAGAUCCAGUGCAAAGUGUACGACUCAAUCCUGCAGCUCAACAGUGCCCUCCAGGCAACUCGCGCCCUUAUGAUUGUGAGUAUCAUCGUAACAUUGGCUGGCCUGGGCGUUGCCUGCAUGGGAAUGAAGUGCACCAACUGUGGAGGAGAUGACAAAGUGCGCAAAAGCCGCAUUGCUAUGACUGGAGGAAUCAUCAUCUUGAUUGGAGCUUUGUGUUCCGUUGUUGCCUGCUCUUGGUACGCUCACGACAUCAUCCAAGCCUUCUACAACCCUUUCACCCCCGUCAACACCAAGUAUGAGUUCGGUUCUGCCAUCUUCAUUGCCUGGGCUGGAGCUUUCCUGGCUGUAGUCGGAGGUGCCAUGCUGGCAGCAUCCUGCCCGAAAAGCAAGCCAUCACCAAAGUAUCCCAUCUCCAACAGACCCCCAAGCAGCAGCAAGGAAUACGUUUGAGGCUGAAGGAACACUUUGACAUUCUUGCUAGUUGAGUUCAGAGAUUCAAGCAUUUGAAAAAAAAUGUAUCCCAGGAGGCAAUCAGUACCUGUGUAUUUUUUUUAUUAUUAUUUUUGUUUCUACGGGGAUACCCAGUCAUGUUACUGUAAUAUUAUUAUUUCAGCAAACUCAUUAAAGUUUUAAGUAACAGUUUACUUAUAAGAAAGACCUUACUGGCCCUGCCAUGUCUAGAACUGAAGCCAGUGCUUGCUUAUGUAAUGUGUAAUAUACUAUCUACAUAGCUGACACCUGUAAAGCACUAAGUUAAAGUACUUUGUGUGUUUCAACAUGCCGAAUGGUGCAGUCCAUUCAGAUGUACAGUGUAGGGAGCAUGAUUUGAAUGCACUGAAUAGAAAUGACACAUGGCAAUGGGUGCGUUUUGAACCCAUUUUACAGCUGUGUAGGCCGAACACUUAACAGCUGACUUCAAAAGCAGUUCACUACCAUUAUUUCCACGUAUUUGUGCCUUAUUUAAACAAACACAAAAAAAUCAUCCAGUAGCCCUGCAGAUGUUUUUCAGGUGCCAGAGUUAAACUGUAACUUUAAAUGGAAAAUAUACUGAUUUCUCUAACUCAGAUUGCCAAUAUUUUUUGCUGACCGACAAAUGUUGUGACCUGUUUGUUGGUUUGCUCUGUUUGUGUGAAUGGGCUUGACUUGUACAUGUUGUUUUUCUAGUUGCAAUAGCUGUUGCACUCGUCAAAUAUUCAGUUUUUUAAAAACUUUUUAAAUUGUGAUUUGUUUGUGUUGUACAUAAAAUAAAUGUGGAAAAUCUA